This is a messenger RNA of Dothidotthia symphoricarpi CBS 119687, 1824 nucleotides long. RefSeq names its product alpha/beta-hydrolase. NCBI's taxonomy places the organism in Eukaryota, Fungi, Ascomycota, Dothideomycetes, Pleosporales, Dothidotthiaceae. Gene Ontology annotation, cellular component: fungal-type vacuole. The record is from RefSeq and is a predicted model, not a curated record. Gene Ontology annotation, biological process: proteolysis. Gene Ontology annotation, molecular function: serine-type carboxypeptidase activity. The transcript has 5 exons. Bases 1 to 1824 code for a protein of 607 amino acids.
AUGUUUUCUUUGUCUAAAUAUUCAACCCUUCCCUUUCUUACGCUCCUGCUUCACACAUCUGCUGCGUAUUCCUCGGCGAACUCUACCGAUGAGCCCGAGGAAUUGCACACAAUCGACUCAAAAAUAGCUCCUGGAGCGACAAUUUCGUACAAACAAACACACAUCUGCGAAACAACCCCAGGCGUCCAAGCCUUCAGCGGCUACAUCAAUCUACCAAGUUCUCUGAUAAGUGAUGUCGGCGGAGCAGCGGAGUACAACGCAAGUAUCUUCUACUGGUACUUCGAAUCCCGCAAGGAUCCCAAGAACGCACCACUCUCCAUCUAUGUCGGAGGCGGACCAGGCACAACAUCGCUUGGGGGAGUCACAGCAGAGAACGGACCUUGCUAUAUCAACCCUGACUCAAACAGCACAAGACUGAACCCCUGGUCAUGGAACAACAAUGUCAAUAUGCUGUAUAUUGACCAGCCAGUUAAGGUCGGCUUCUCUUACACCGAUCUUGUCCCAAGUGUGCUGGAUCUUCUCACCGGGACUAUUGCUCCGAUGGAAGCGUCUGAGAUCUCAAAUGCUACCUUUGUGACUGGCAUUCUUCCGGGUCAGAAUAUCAGUACCACUGUGAACACCACGGCGAAUGCAGCUAGAAUACUCUGGGGAUUCACUCAGAUUUGGCUGCAGGAAUUCCCGGAACAUGAGUCUUCAAACGAUCGCAUCAGCCUCUGGACAAACUCGUACGGCGGCCACUGGGGCCCGGGGAUCAUGGCAUACUUCCAAUCCCAGAACGAAAAUAUUCAAAAUGGCACGAUCACUAACACUCAAGCAAAAUACCUUCAUCUCGAUACCCUCGGUAUAACGAACGGUUGUAUCGACGUCAAGACGGAGGCCCAGUUUUACCCCGAGUUUGCUGUCAACAACACUUACGGCUUCCAAGCCUACUCUGAAGACGUCUAUCUCGAAGCACGCAACAACUUGACCAAGAAGGGCGGCUGUUCCGAUCUGCUCGACCAAUGUCGCGCUUUGAGUGUUUCAGAUCCAAAAAGCCUUGGGGCAAACGAGACUGUCAAUGCAGCGUGUGCACUGGCGACGCAGUACUGCUUCGGAUAUGUACAAGGCGCCUUCACUACAGCGUCUGACCGAAAUCCCUUCGACAUUUCGCGGGAGAAACACUCGGUCUUCCCACCGGAAUACAUCAUCGGAUACAUGAACCAAGAUUGGGUCCAAAGGGAACUGGGUGUACCACUUAACUUCAGCAUCAGCUCGAACGAUGUAUUGAACACUUUCUUUGGCGUUACGGGCGAUCCAGUCAAAGUCUCAAUCGACAACAUCAAUUAUGUUGCUCAAAGCGGCAUCAAAGUGGCGCUCAUCUAUGGCGAUCGGGAUUACAGAUGCAAUUGGCUAGGCGGCGAAGCAGUAAGCCUCGCCAUGUCCUACUCCUCAGCUCCCAGCUUCCGCUCCGCAGGCUACGAGCCCAUACACACCAACUCGACCUUCAACGGCGGCGUCGUACGUCAACACAACAAGAUCUCCUUCUCGCGCGUAUUCGACGCAGGCCAUGCUGUCGGUGCAUACCAGCCCGAAACCGUGUCCAAGAUCUUCGACCGCGUCAUGUUCGACUCGGACGUCGCUACAGGAAACACCAGCACGGCUGGGAACUCGUCGUACAGCUCGACGGGCCCGGAGAGUAGCUUAGGGAUCAAGAAUGUGUUGCCGCCGAGCCCGAAGAAUGAGUGUUAUCUGUGGGACGCGUUUCUUACGUGUGUGGAUGAUGAGCUUUUGGCGCUGGCUAAUGGGACUGCGGUUGUGAAGGACUUCAUCUUGGUCUCUGGGUAG